Brenthis ino (lesser marbled fritillary) is the source of this 396-nucleotide messenger RNA. Lineage: Eukaryota; Metazoa; Arthropoda; Insecta; Lepidoptera; Nymphalidae. The record is from the annotation of a GenBank genome assembly.
AUGGCAGUUGUGGCUCUUUGCUUUUUGGCGGUAUUAUGUAGUUUGCUCCAACAAGGUCUAGCAAUAACCUGCUAUCAAUGUAACAGUCACAACGACUCACGAUGUCUCAUGCCUAAGCUGCCCGACUCACUAAGACUCCCCUGCGGUCCAAAAGACACAAUGUGCAGGAAAAUAUCUCAAGUAGUCGAAUUUGAGAUGAACGGUAUGCCGCCAGAUAGCCGCGUUAUCAGAGGCUGUGGAUGGGAUGAUAGUAGCUAUAAGGGUCGUUGCUACCAGCGUUCAGGGUUCGGCGGCCGGCAGGAGGUGUGUUCGUGUUUAGAGGACGGCUGUAACUCCGCCACCGCCCCAGUGGCAGCCACAGUCCUCAUGUUGCUCACAUUCGCUUUACUUAGGUUC